UGUCGUUUUCUCAUCAGUGACCUGUCAUGCUUGGAAGAAGAUGAAGGAUAUUUCUGCUGAAGAGCAGCUGAUAAAGUUGGCCUACCGCCGACGGUACGCCGAGCACAGUCGCGUCUACCAGAUGGCCAAGGUGUACCUGUUCAGUCCCUCGUCAGGUCUCUUCGCCUGCCCGCUAGCCAUGACGGACGGGGCGGCCAAGACACUCGAGGGCUUCCGCUCUCCUGAAUUGGCCACGGCUUUUGAACGCCUGAGCUCGGCGAGCCCUGAUAAGUUCUGGACGUCCGGUCAGUGGAUGACAGAGAAACGAGGUGGCUCGGACGUCGGGGGAGGAACUGAGACCGUGGCCGUCCCCGCCCCUGACGGCUCCUACCGCCUCUACGGCUACAAGUGGUUCUCGUCCGCCAGCGACUCGGACGUCAGUCUGAGUCUGGCACGCAGUCUCGACGAGCAGGGCCAGCCAGUACCGGGUUCGAGAGGCCUGAGCAUGUAUUUCCUAGAGACGCGACGUCCCGACGGCAAGCUAAACAAUAUGCAGGUAGUUCGUCUAAAGAACAAACUCGGCACCCGUCAGCUACCGACGGCCGAACUGCAGCUGAACGGCACCGUGGCACACCGGGUGGGCGACCAGGGCCGCGGCGUGGCCAGCAUCUCGGCCAUGCUCACACUGACCAGGGUACACAACGCCGUCAACAGCGUGGCCAGCAUGCGACGGAUUCUGCAGCUGGCGAGGGACUACAGUCGGCGGCGGGUGGCGUUCGGCCGGCGCCUCUGCGACUGGCCCCUGCACGUGCGCACUCUGGCACACAUGGAGGUGGAAACGCGCGGCUGCCUGGCGCUCGUGCUGCAUAUUGUGAGUCUGCUGGGUCGCCAGGACGCCGGCGUCGCCGGAGACCGUGACACGCUGCUACUACGGCUGCUGACACCCAUCUGCAAACUGUACACGGCCAAACGGGCCGUCUCCGUCACCUCUGAGGGCCUGGAGAGCUUCGGCGGCCAGGGCUACAUCGAGGACACGGGCAUCCCGCGCCUUCUGCGCGACGCCCAGGUGUACCCCGUCUGGGAGGGCACCACCAACGUGCUCUCGCUGGACGUGCUCCGCGCGCUGGCCAAGAGCCGCGGAGAGGCGUGGACCGCACUGACCAGUGAUGUCACGGAGCGACUCCUGCCGGCCGCCGCCGCCAUUGACUCCCUGAGGCCGAUCACUGAAAAGGUGAAGAACAUCCUAAAUGACGUGGGAAACAUUUUGAAGAAACAAGAUAGCAGUCUCGAGGUUUCAGCGAGAGAUUUGUCGUUCACCAUAGCCAACACGUACAUUUGUGCGCUGCUGUGCCACCACGCCGCCGCGCCGGACGCUGAUGACGAGGAUAGGACGGUGGCGCUGCGGUGGGCGGACCGCGAGAUGGCUCCCCUGCUGGCCCGUCGGCGGCCGGACCGGGCCGACGAGAGCCGAGACGAACUGCGGCUGGUCAUGGCGGGGUACGAGACCGACGACUGAGCCAGGCUCGGAAGGUGCCACUCUUAUACACAGUGGUUUGUUCUAUCGGGGGAGGAAAGAAACCAUCGGCUGUUUUUGGCGAUGGUGAAUCUUUUGAAGUUAUACUAUGUACUUGUUGGUUAUGCAAUAUGCAUCAAUGCAAUGGUCAGAUGGCUUCAUCUCUGGCCUGGGUCAGGUCAGGGUUGAUGGGCCUGGGUCAGCUCAUAAUGAUUGUGUAAGCCACUAUUGAAAUGUUAUUUUCACAAUAAAAUGACGAGUAGGUAUGUAAAA
Messenger RNA from Amphibalanus amphitrite, 1765 nucleotides. RefSeq names its product acyl-CoA dehydrogenase family member 11-like. The record is from RefSeq and is a predicted model, not a curated record. NCBI's taxonomy places the organism in Eukaryota, Metazoa, Arthropoda, Thecostraca, Balanomorpha, Balanidae. The transcript is spliced from 9 exons. Gene Ontology annotation, molecular function: acyl-CoA dehydrogenase activity. Bases 41 to 1495 code for a protein of 484 amino acids.